GGGUGUGUUGCGUUUUGUAUUGGUUUAUAGAUUUCUAGUUUGUUUUUUAUGAUGAUUUUUUUUCUAUUUCUUUAUCCUGUUAUCUAUUUAUUUAUCUUUGUUUGUUUGUUUGCUUGUAGGGUGUGUGUGUGUUUGUUUGUGUUCCUGAUAUUGCAGCUUGUUUUCUUGUUUUUUGUUUUUUUUAUUGUUCUUUUGUGUUUUGUUCCCUUUCAUUGUUCUGAGGUUGUUUUCAGGUGUUUUUGGGGUGUUUUGGGGUGUUUUUGGUGUGUUUUGGUGUAUUUCGGUGUGUUGUGAAGUGUUUUGGUGUGUUUUGGAGUAUUUUGGGGUGUUCUUGUGGUGUUGUGGAGGUGUUUUGGGACUUUUGGUGUGUUUUAAAGUGUUUUGGGAUGUUUUUGAAAUGUUUUGAUGUGUUUUGUGGUGUUUUGGGGUAUUUUGAGGGUGUUUUGGUGUGUUUUUGGAGUGUUUUGGGAUGUUUUUUGUGUGUUUUUGGGUAAUUUGGCUGUUGGUUUCACUGGGUCCAAGCAGUCUACCGAAGAGUAAAAACACUAGGUCUACAAAAUGCCUAUAGUAAUCAACUCGCUGUAAGACAAUUAAUUCAGCAGUUAAUGGCACUGCCAAACUAACCUCCAUCAGAGCCAGCUUUCCGCCAUAUCACCAGCCAGCCACUUCCUGAUCAACCAUUAAAAGAUCUCAUUACUUACUAUAAUAAAAUGUGGAUCAGGAAUGAGAUGUUUUGGUGUAUAUUGGGGUAUUUUAAGGGUGUUUAAAAGUGUUUGUGGAGUGUUUUGGGAUGUUUUUGUGUAUAUUGGGGUAUUUUAAGGGUGUUUAAAAGUGUUUGUGGAGUGUUUUGGGAUGUUUUUUGUGUAUAUUGGGGUAUUUUGAGGGUGUUUUGGUGUGUUUUGGAGUGUUUUGGGAUGUUUUUGUGUAUAUUGGGGUAUUUUGAGGGUGUUUAAAAGUGUUGUAGUGGUUGUGGUUGUGUUCUGGUUGUGGUUUAUUUUCUUAUGCAUUAUUUUAUUUCUUAUUUAUAUUGUGGUGUGUUAUCAGUGUAUCCUAACCUAACCUAACUAACCCUAACCUAACCUAACCUAACCUAACCUAACCUAACCUCCCCUUAACCCACAGGCACUGAUCAGCGUGGCAUUCAGCAUAGGCUUCACCGUCGGGCCAGCUGUACCCAGUACUUCCCGCUGGGGAAGUACUGGGUGGUUUGCGGCCUGGGUUGUCUACGCACUCACUCUCGCUGUGGCUAACAUAAUAUUCUUUGUUGUCUUCUUCCAGGAAUUGCUGCCUGAGGGCCUAAUGAUGAUGAUUCCUGCUUUCAUCCUCAUCGGGGCUAACGAGACCAACCUGGGGCUGUACUCUGGACUGACGCUGUAUGCCAUAGAGUCCAAUCCUGUUGUGUGAGUAUCCAUUCUUGUUCGACCCUCAGGCCAAGAUGCUGCUGCUCUGGUGUGACGCCACUCGUCAGGGCGAAUAUUUCCCAGACCACCCGGUCAUACGCACAUUCUGGGAAGUAUUUCACAAACUCUCCCUGGAGCAGAAGAAGUGGUUUUUGAAGUUCCUGACAGGCACGGACAGGGUUCAUAUUCUGGGCAUGAAGGCACUCAAGUUGAUAUAUAAUCCAAAGCACAGCAGACGACAGCUUCCUUCCGGUCGCACACACCUGCAUCGCCCAACUCAACCUGCCAAGAUACAACACCUCCUUCUGGUCGCACACACCUGCAUCGCCCAACUCGACCUGCCAAGAUACACAACACCAAAGAGAAGCUGAAAUACAAACUUCUCCAGGCCAGACAGCAGAGUGAAGGGUUCAGCCUGGUGUGAGGGGGUCAGGGGGUGUUGACGGGGUGUCAGGGGGUGUUGAAGGGUGUGGGGGGUCAGGGGGAGGCUGUGAGUUGGAUAAGAGUGACCUUGUGUGUGUGUGUGUGAGAGAGAGAGAGAGAGAGAGAGAGAGAGAGAGAGAGAGAGAGAGAGAGAGAGAGAGAGAGAGAGAGAGAGAGAGAGAGAGAGAGAGAGUUUUAAAAGUGAGAGGCUGUGAGGGGUUUGUCAACAUACUGUGGGGCUGUGAGAGAGAGAGAGAGAGAGAGAGAGAGAGAGAGAGAGAGAGAGAGAGAGAGAGAGAGAGAGAGAGAGAGAGAGAGAGAGAGAGAGAGAGAGAGAGAG
Molecule: messenger RNA, 2163 nt
Organism: Scylla paramamosain (green mud crab)
Lineage: Eukaryota; Metazoa; Arthropoda; Malacostraca; Decapoda; Portunidae
Product: probable E3 ubiquitin-protein ligase HERC4
Exons: 5
Coding region: 1436-1771 (111 amino acids)
Biological process (GO): protein polyubiquitination
Molecular function (GO): ubiquitin-protein transferase activity
Source: RefSeq, a predicted model, not a curated record